AUGACUUACUCCAACGGCAACAGCAACGUCAACGGUAAUUCGGCGCCCUCCAUCUCUGCUGCUACCAAGUUGAGGCGCCUCCUUGAGACGGACGAUAUCGUUGUGGCCCCUGGCGUCUACGACGGCUUUAGCGCUCGCAUUGCGCAUGAAGUGGGAUUCGACUGCAUCUACAUGACCGGUGCUGGCACAUGCGCCUCCAAGCUGGGCCAGCCCGACCUGGGCUUCGCCUCGCUCAACGACAUGCGCGAGCACGCCGAGAUGAUUGCCAAUCUGAACCCGUCGGUGCCCUUGAUCGCCGAUGCGGACACGGGCUACGGAGGCCCCAACAUGGUCGCACGCACCGUGGCGCAGUACCAUCGCUCUGGUGUCGCGGGCCUACACAUCGAGGACCAGAUACAGACCAAGCGUUGCGGCCACCUGGGAGGCAAGUCGGUCGUUGACGUCGAGACCUUUGCACAGCGUAUCGGCGCCGCUUAUCAGACGCGUAAGCAACUCGGCUCGGAUAUCGUCAUCAUCGCGCGGACGGAUGCCCUCCAGACACACGGCUUCGACGAGGCCGUCCGCAGGCUCAAGGCGGCCGUCGCUGCAGGCGCCGAUGUAGGAUUCCUCGAGGGCGUCACGACAGCAGAGGAAGCGCGUGAGGUGUGUAAGCUCAUGGCUCCUACGCCUAUGCUGCUCAACAUGGUCGAGCACGGCGCCACGCCCUCCUGGACGCCUGCUGAGGCCAAGGAGCUCGGGUUCAAGAUGAUCAUCUUCCCGUUCGCCUCCAUUGGGCCUGCCUAUCUGGCUAUCAAAGAUGUCUUUGUCGCGAUGAAGGCGACGGGUAAGACUGGGCUAGACAAGGAGUUUACGCCCAAGAAGUUGUUCACUAUCGUCGGUCUGACGGAAGCCAUGGGGCUAGAUGCGGCGGUCGGUGGGAGCCUGUACAGCAAAGUGUAA
Molecule: messenger RNA, 939 nt
Organism: Ilyonectria robusta
Lineage: Eukaryota; Fungi; Ascomycota; Sordariomycetes; Hypocreales; Nectriaceae
Product: Pyruvate/Phosphoenolpyruvate kinase-like domain-containing protein
Exons: 2
Coding region: 1-939 (312 amino acids)
Molecular function (GO): catalytic activity
Source: RefSeq, a predicted model, not a curated record